AUGGUGGUCUUGCUGUACCUGGUAAUAAUUGAUGACAUAUGGCAUCGUGGAGAAUGGGACAUCAUCAGGAGGUCUUUUCCAGAAAGUAAUCUUGGCAGCAGAAUUGUCAUCACAACUCAUAUUGCUUCUCUACCAGGAGAUGAUUUGGAUAAUAGCAAGCUCUGCAUCAGAAUGAAUCCUGUAUGGAGAACAUAUGGUACGUCUGAUAGGAGAUGGCAGUACGGAUGGGAAGAUCUCGCCGCAGGGAUGAAGCCUGAGACGGUUGGACAAGGUUUUGACUGUAACCAUCCCAUUGGGCGCAUGUGUGGUGGUGUGCCGUUAGCACUACUUUGCCUGUUUUCAGCAAUGGCACUGAUCCGAGAGCAACAAGAACAACUAGGGGUAAAUGUAAAUGCAAGUGAUGUGCAAGAUAUGAUUGAGAAGCAAGUUAAGCAAUGUGGAAUUCAGAACACUCCAGGGUUUGAACCGUUGGUAGAGAGCCUGCAGAUUGGCUAUGACAAUCUUCCUCACCAUAUGUUGAAGACCUGCUUGUUGCACUGCAGUAUAUACCCUGAGAAUUACCAUUUUCACAUGAAUGAUUUGUUCAUGCGGUGGGUCGCUGAAGGAUUUACUUAUAAAAGAGAUGCAGCGGAAGACUAUCUCAAAGAGCUUCACAACAGGGGGUUGAUGCUAUGGGCUGGUUACGGGGCCUACCGAAUGAAUCCGAUUAUGCGAAGUUUCCUUAGAUGGAAAUCACGUGAAGAUAAUUUCAUUACUUGCAGUUCCGACAUCAAAUCCUCAUGUGCCUUUACAAUCCAUCGGCUAUGCAUUGACAAUUAUCAAGUUGAUGAUGGUGCAGAUGCAGUGGAGGGGAUGGAUCCCUUGUUUGGACUGGAUUGGUCUCAGAUUCGAUCUCUUGUUGUUUUUGAAGGUGCUAAGAGAUAUGCCCCCUUUGAGAAGUUGGAACAUGCGCGGGUGUUGGAUCUUCAAUAUCAUCAGCAACAUCUUGAAUUCGAAGAGCGUGUUCAUGGUUUUAGGGGUUUGCCAGUCAGAAAGGCUCUUGGGAAUCAUCAUGUGAAGGUUAUAUGUGGACUGCCCCGCGUGAGACACCUAUUUGGUCUAGAGGGGACAGGAAUUAGUGAUAUACCACCAGAAAUAGCGAGGCUUCAGUAUUUGGAGACUUUGCAGGUAAGAUUCACAUCGAUCAUGGAGUUACCCAAUGAGAUUGGGGACCUACAACAAUUGAAGACUCUGGCCGUGAGUCACAACCGCCAGCUAGCAGAACUGCCCAGAGAGAUUGGAGACCUCCAACAUCUAGAGACUCUAGAACUGAGUUACAACGGCAGGCUCAAAGAGCUGCCACGUGAGAUCGGGAAUUUGAACCUGCAUCACACCAAUUUGGAGAAUUUGAACCUGCAUCACACCAAACUCAAAGAGCUGCCUCCGGAGACUGGGAAGUUGCAGCAUUUGAAAACUCUGGAGGUGGGAUGGGCAAGCAUGACAAGGCUAGGAAGUGAAAUCGGAGACCUGCAUCAUUUAGAGACCCUGGACCUGAGUCACAACUUCGGGCUCACACAACUGCCUCGUGAGAUCGGGAAAUUGCAGAAUUUGAAGCGGUUGCGCUUGCGUAAUACUGGGGUGAUGAAGACGCCAAGGGAAAUCGGAGGGCUCAAGAAGCUGGAGAAUGUGGAGUUAGACUAUACAAUGGGUACACUACCCUGGGAAGCUUGCAAGCUUUCGAAAUUGGAGGGAGUGCCCGAGUGCAUCCGCCAAGCCUGGAAGAAGAGUGAUCUUGUGUCUCGUGUGCUAGCCAGGGAGAUCUUGUCAGUUACGCUGUUCAAUGGGCUCGCACUUAGUAGCGGGGGCCUAAUCGUUGGCACAAAACACAUGGGAAUUCCACGGUGGAUCAAGGAUCACUUCAACGAACUUGGCUCCUUGGAUAUCAGGAUCUGCAAACUUGAGAAGGAGCAGGAUCUCGAGAUUCUGCGGGAGAUGCCUAAGCUGCGUUACCUCAGGCUAAGGCUGGAUGUUGUCCCGCGAGAUCCCAUAGCCAUCAGCGGUGAAGGGUUCACGAGGCUCGAGCUUCUCAUAGUUGACUGCCGCAUGCCAAGGGUUAUCACCUUCCAGGAAGGAGCGAUGCCGAUCCUGAGAUGCCUUACCUUUGAGUUCCAGUUCUACGGUGGCCCACCUCCAGCUGCAAAUAAAGGAGACCCUCGGCUCGGUAUCAAGCACCUCCGCCGUCUCUCAAGUGUCGCGUUUAGCUGCAACGAGGAAUGGUAUGGAGGAGCAGCAGAGAGCAGCCCGUGCAUCAGCGCCAUGAUUGAAGUCGUCAGGAAAGAAGCCCAGGAGCAUCCCAACAAGAUCGACUUUCUUGUCUCUGGCCGAGGAGAUGAGGAAUUUCCAGCAAAUGAGAGCUUGGCACGGGAGGUUUCCCAGUCCAGCAGCGUUGAGAAUGAGAUGGAGAACAAAUGGUUGGUGGGGGGCAUGCACAAGAUUUGA
Triticum dicoccoides is the source of this 2478-nucleotide messenger RNA. RefSeq names its product disease resistance protein Pikm1-TS-like. Gene Ontology annotation, molecular function: ADP binding. The transcript is spliced from 2 exons. The coding region runs from base 1 to 2478 and encodes 825 amino acids. The record is from RefSeq and is a predicted model, not a curated record. Gene Ontology annotation, biological process: defense response to other organism. NCBI's taxonomy places the organism in Eukaryota, Viridiplantae, Streptophyta, Magnoliopsida, Poales, Poaceae.